GUGGCAAGCAUUCGUUCGCUCUAUAACACCACCUUUAAAACAGGAAACCAACGCCAGGUGAUUACACUUUCUCCAGAGAAAUCGCAAUCUUCAAAAAUCGGAAAGAAAACGACACAAUAUAUCCGCCACCUUAUUGCCAUAUAUAAACGACACCUCUUAUGAUCGUCGCCGUCGUCAUUUGAUCUCUCUAUGUGUUGACAGUCACGUUGUUUAUUGAUCCUGUACUGAAGAAAUGGCCGGAAACGACUGGAUUAACAGUUAUCUAGAAGCGAUCCUAGACGUUGAUCCAGGAAUUGAUCACGAUGCAAAAUCCUCCCUGUUAUUGAGAGAACGAGGCCGUUUUAGCCCUACUCGUUACUUCGUUGAAGAGGUCAUCACUGGUUUUGAUGAGACUGAUCUUCACCGGUCAUGGAUUCGAGCAGCUGCAAUGAAGAGUACGCAGGAAAGGAAUACAAGACUGGAAAAUAUGUGUUGGAGGAUUUGGAAUUUGGCUCGCAAGAAAAAACAGCUCGAGGGAGAAGAGGUUCAGCGUAAAACUAAACGUCAUGUUGAUCGUGAAAGAGGCCGUAGAGAAGCGACUGCUGAUAUGUCAGAAGACUUAUCGGAAGGAGAAAAAGGAGAUACACAUGGUGACAUUUCGUUCCAUGCUCAUGGUGAUAGUGUUAGAGGAAGAUUUCCAAGAGUUGGUUCUGUUGAUGUGAUGGAGAAUUGGGCUAACCAACAGAAGGGGAAGAAACUGUACAUUGUGUUGAUAAGUCUACAUGGCUUGAUACGUGGCGAAAACAUGGAGCUUGGGCGUGACUCUGACACGGGUGGUCAGAUUAAGUAUGUAGUAGAACUUGCAAGGGCCUUAGGCACCAUGCCAGGGGUGUAUCGAGUGGAUUUACUAACAAGACAAGUAUCAGCUCCAGAUGUGGAUUGGACUUAUGCGGAACCAACAGAGAUGCUGAACCCAAGAAACACUGAGAAUUUUCUGCAGGAGCUAGGGGAAAGCAGUGGUGCUUACAUAGUUCGUAUACCAUUUGGCCCCAAGGAUAAGUACAUUCAGAAAGAAUUACUAUGGCCAUAUAUUCCAGAAUUUGUGGAUGGUGCCCUUAACCACAUUAUGCAGAUGUCUAAAGUUUUAGGGGAGCAAAUUGGCAGCGGAGUUCCAGUUUGGCCUGUGGCAAUUCAUGGGCAUUAUGCUGAUGCAGGAGAUUCUGCUGCUCUUAUAUCUGGAGCUCUAAAUGUUCCUAUGGUAUUUACAGGACACUCACUUGGAAGAGAUAAACUUGAACAACUAUUGAAACAGGGACGGCAAUCACCCGAAGAAAUAAAUAAAACCUAUAAAAUAAUGCGGCGAAUAGAGGCAGAGGAGUUAACUAUUGAUGCUUCUGAAAUUAUUAUAACUAGCACUAAGCAGGAGAUAGAAGAACAAUGGCGCUUAUAUAAUGGAUUUGAUCCUGUGCUAGAGCGGAAACUUAGAGCAAGAAUCAAGAGGGGAGUGAGCUGUCAUGGCAGGUUUAUGCCUCGCAUGGCUGUGAUUCCUCCUGGAAUGGAAUUUCAUCAUGUUAUUCCACAUGAUGGAGAUAUGGAUGGGGAAGAAGAAAAAUAUGAUGACAACCCUGCUUCUCAUGAUCCACCUAUUUGGUCAGAGAUAAUGCGUUUCUUUUCAAAUCCGCGGAAGCCCAUGAUACUUGCUCUUGCCAGGCCAGACCCUAAAAAGAAUAUUACAACAUUAGUUAAAGCAUUUGGUGAAUGUCGCCCUCUGAGGGAGCUCGCUAAUCUUACCUUGAUAAUAGGAAACCGUGAUGACAUUGAUGAGAUGUCAAAUACAAGUGCAUCUUAUCUUCUAUCCAUCAUUAAGCUUAUUGAUAAAUAUGAUUUAUAUGGUCAAGUAGCUUACCCUAAACACCACAAGCAGUCUGAUGUUCCUGACAUUUAUCGUCUUGCAGCAAAAACAAAGGGUGUAUUCAUCAAUCCUGCGUUCAUUGAGCCAUUUGGGCUAACACUGAUAGAGGCUGCAGCUUAUGGUUUGCCUAUGGUUGCUACAAAAAAUGGGGGACCUGUCGACAUCCAUCGGGUUCUUGACAAUGGACUACUUGUUGAUCCCCAUGACCAGAACUCUAUUGCUGAGGCUCUUCUGAAGCUUGUCUCAGACAAGCAACUUUGGUUGAGAUGCAGACAGAAUAGCCUCAAAAACAUUCACCUUUUCUCAUGGCCAGAGCACUGUAAGACAUACCUGGCUCGAAUAGCCUGCUGCAGGCCUAGGCAUCCUCAAUGGCAGAGAAGUGAAGAGUUUCAAAGUUCAGAGUCCGACUCACCUAGUGAUUCUCUGAGAGAUAUUCAAGAUUUAUCUUUGAACUUGAAACUUUCAUUGGAAGGAGACAAAAAUGAAAGUGCAAACAUUGAUACUUCUUUAGAUACCGAGGAUAAUGCUGCAGAUGGGAAGAUCGAGUUAAGCAGUAAUGUGUUGACAUUGGAAAAAGAUGCUAUAGAAGGCAUUCAAAAGGAACCAACCGAGAAAGUGGAUAGCAAUAACAUCAGCAGUAAAAUUCCAGCACUAAAGAAGAGGAAAAAUAUUUUUGUUAUUGCAGCCGAUGGUGAUGAACCUGUAGAUUGUCUUCAAACCAUUAAGACGGUCAUUGAGAUGGCAAGGAAUGAAACUUCUGGAGGAUCUAUAGGGUAUAUAUUGUCAACAUCCAUGACCAUAUCUGAGCUCCACUCUCUUCUGGCCUCAGGGGGAUUGAGUCCGUUGGAUUUUGAUGCAUUUAUCUGUAACAGUGGUAGUGAAAUCUAUUACCCAUCUUUAAGCACGGAGGGCAGUAGCGGUCUUCCCUUUGUAGUAGACUUGGUUUAUCACUCACAAAUUGAUUACCGUUGGGGUGGAGAAGGUUUGAGGAAAACUUUGGUUCGUUGGUCUGCUUCUGUCAAUGAUAAGGGCGGCCAGGAACAAAUUGUUGUUGAAAACGAAUCAGGAUCAACUGACCGCUGCUAUUCAUUUUUAUUGAAAGAAGCAUCAUUGAUUCCUUCAGUGAAAGAGCUGCGGAAAUUGAUGAGAAUCCAAGCUCUUCGAUGCAAUGUUAUUUAUUGUGAGAACGGUACCAAGCUAAACGUAAUACCUAUAUUGGCCUCUCGGUCCCAAGCUCUCAGGUAUCUGUAUGUUCGAUGGGGCAUAGACCUAUCGAAUGUAGUGGUCUUCGUGGGUGAAUCCGGGGAUACCGAUUAUGAAGGCUUAUUAGGCGGACUGCACAAGUCCGUGAUAUUGAAGGGAGUUGGCAGUAAUUCUCAUAAGCUUCAUGCUAAUAGAAGCUAUCCAUUAGAAGAUGUUACUCCAUUCGAUAGUCCCAACAUUGUCCAAACUGAGGGUUGCGAAACUAACAGCAUCAUGGAAUCAAUGGUGAAACUAGGUGUAUUCAAAGGUUAAUUUUUUCCUAUUUUGAGAUUCUACUUUCCGCUUAAUUUGCUGCCCUGGUUUGAGUUUUCCUGUGCACGGCCAAUCCCUUUUAACUUGGACAUGGUUCUCCCUGUUUUUCCGGUUCGUUGUAUAACUGAAUGAGUCUGUUCAUAAUAAUUUGAGUUGCAUAUAUAAAUUGUUUUGCAGUUUGCUUUUGUAAUGUUUUUUAAGUUCUUGUUUUCAGCCUGUGUUGUAUCAGCAUAGUUUAUUCCUUGAACUAUGCUAUCUAUCUAUAAAGGUAUUUAACUUUA
This is a messenger RNA of Mercurialis annua (annual mercury), 3687 nucleotides long. RefSeq names its product probable sucrose-phosphate synthase 1. The transcript is spliced from 13 exons. NCBI's taxonomy places the organism in Eukaryota, Viridiplantae, Streptophyta, Magnoliopsida, Malpighiales, Euphorbiaceae. Bases 233 to 3406 code for a protein of 1057 amino acids. Gene Ontology annotation, molecular function: sucrose synthase activity; sucrose-phosphate synthase activity. The record is from RefSeq and is a predicted model, not a curated record. Gene Ontology annotation, biological process: sucrose metabolic process.